AUGCGACUGCUCAUCCUCAUCAUCCACACCGCCAUCUCGAUCUACGCCGACGGAAGUGAUACUCGUCCCAAGCCAGGUCCGGUGCCUGAGGUUCAUUCCCCUCCGGCUAUUGUAUUCGAGGACCCACCUGACUGCUUGCAGCAUACUGCCGACAUGAGCGCCUGUUUGUAUGCCCGGCAGAGUUCCACUCAGCUUCGUAUGGGCUCAAUUAUGAAGUCAUUAGAUGGCAAUCAACUGGUUGUGGUCUUCCAGAUAGACUCAUCUGUUCCGGGACAGUUGAAUCUUGAUAUUCCCGAGGCAAACGGGACGUUCUCGUUCCGUGUUGAUCUCCCAAGUGGAAUGAAGCUCACCAUAAACUUCACCAUCCCGUACUUCAGCGCAUCCGGCGGAUAUAUACCUCCGCCCAGAACAAAUAUCAAGGAACUUACCUUCGGUACGAUAUUAGCUAUCGAGGCGUAUGUACCGAAUUGGGGGUCGGUGAAAGCAUACACGGAAAGAAUUGGUAAAGCCCGUGCCUACAUCCCAGGACCAAAACACCCUGGCUUCGUAAAGAUGGCCCACCAUGCAGAAAGACGUGAGAGGGGCCUUUUCGCGGAAGUGAUAUUCUAUUUUGGCAUGUACACCCUAGACGGAGUGAACUGGAAACGCUUUUAUGCGUAUGCUGAUGUCAAAAUCCGUGGUGAGAGGGAUGGUACAGGUUUCGAUCACCAGGGACGACUUCACCUCUUUAACAAAUCAUCCUAG
Perkinsus marinus ATCC 50983 is the source of this 744-nucleotide messenger RNA. RefSeq lists its product as hypothetical. The transcript has a single exon. The record is from RefSeq and is a predicted model, not a curated record. The coding region runs from base 1 to 744 and encodes 247 amino acids. Lineage: Eukaryota; Perkinsozoa; Perkinsida; Perkinsidae.